This is a messenger RNA of Vigna umbellata (rice bean), 2779 nucleotides long. NCBI's taxonomy places the organism in Eukaryota, Viridiplantae, Streptophyta, Magnoliopsida, Fabales, Fabaceae. The record is from RefSeq and is a predicted model, not a curated record.
UCUCAUUCUCACCAAAAGCUUUUGCGUAUAAAAGAAAGGCGACGAAGAACGCAAUCGAAGACAAGAUGCACGGAACACCAGAAGAAGAGACGGUGCAGAGGAUCGGAUGCGUAUCCGUGGACCCAUUCGGGUUAAUGGAAGUACUCGACUUUUACUUUCCUGAACAGCUCUUCACCGUCGAGAAAACCUGGAACAAUCUCGCUUCCUCUCUUUUUUCAUUCUUUUCUUCACUGGUGGGACAAAACCUUGUUUCUCAGGUGAAAAGUGGUUAUGGAAACAAUACCUUGUCGCUUGACUUUCAGCAGUUCCAACAGAUUUAUCAUGAUGAGGAAUUUUAUAAAAUGUUAGAGGAGAAACCUAAAAUUGCUCUCACAUGCAUGAAUGCUGCUGUACAUAAGGUUUUGCUUUCCAACUGGGAGAAUCACAAUCUGGUGCUUGGUGCAAAGGUUGAUGUUCGUCUUCAUAACUGUCCUAAAACUAUGAUUGCGCUGAAGAACUUAAAAGCAGCUUACAUUGACAAACUGGUCUCAGUUCGUGGUACUGCUGUGAAAGUCAGCACUGUCAGGCCGCUGGUGGUGCAAAUGUUUUUUGAAUGCUGUAAAUGUAGACAAACAAUUUCACGCAUAUUUCCCGAUGGAAAGUAUUCUCCACCAUCAACUUGCAAUUUGAACGGCUGCAAGAGCAAAAUCUUUAAUCCGUUGCGGUCUACUGCUCAAACCAUUGAUUUCCAAAAAAUAAGAGUUCAAGAGUUAUUAAAACAUGAAGACCAUGAAGAAGGACGGGUACCUCGAACAGUGGAAUGCGAGCUUAGCCAAGAUCUUGUUGAUGCAUGCAUACCUGGAGAUGUGGUUACUGUUACUGGAAUUAUAAGAGGAAUUAACAAUUACAUGGAUAUUGGAGGAGGGAAGUCAAAGAACAGAAACCAAGGAUUUUACUAUCUGUAUCUUGAAGCUGUAUCCAUAAAAAAUUCAAAGUCACAGUCCACAUCUCAGGAUCUGCAGGACUCUAAUGCCAAAACUAGGCCAGCUGAGCUGUUUGAUUUGUUUUCAUUUUCUUCAAAGGAUUUAGAAUUUGUUGCAAAGUUUAAACGGGAACACGGUUCAGAUUUAUUUCGCCAAAUCCUUCAAUCUAUAUGCCCAUCCAUCUAUGGGCAUGAGCUUGUUAAAGCUGGUAUAACUCUGUCAUUAUUUGGUGGUGUGCGGAAGCAUUCUAUGGAUCAGAACAAGGUUCCUGUGAGGGGAGAUAUUCAUGUCAUAAUUGUUGGUGAUCCUGGUCUAGGUAAGAGCCAGUUGCUACAAGCUGCUGCAGCAGUUUCUCCGCGUGGCAUCUAUGUCUGUGGUAAUGCCACAACAAAAGCUGGCCUCACAGUAGCUGUAGUGAAGGAUCCUAUGACAAGUGACUAUGCUUUUGAAGCAGGUGCUAUGGUGUUGGCUGACAGUGGAUUGUGCUGUAUUGAUGAGUUUGAUAAAAUGUCUUCAGAGCAUCAGGCUUUACUGGAAGCGAUGGAGCAACAGUGUGUAUCUAUCGCAAAGGCGGGGUUAGUAGCAAGUUUAUCAUCCAGGACUUCUGUCUUAGCUGCUGCAAAUCCCGCUGGUGGUCAUUAUAACCGAGCAAAAACUGUAAAUGAAAAUUUGAAAAUAAGUGCUGCUCUCCUGUCUCGUUUUGAUUUAAUUUUCAUACUGCUGGACAAACCCGAUGAACUUCUGGACAAGCGACUCUCGGACCACAUUAUGGCACUUCAUGGUGGGAAUGGACAACUUUCACCAGCACUGAAAAAGCGACGUGGAGAUACAUCUGAUUCCAGAGCUACUGUAUCACAGAAUGCGGAACCUGUAGGAGACUUGGAUGUUAGAUCUAGAUCUGGAUCUUUAAUUUCAAGAUUGAGACUUGACCCACUAAGAGACGGUGAUUUUAUUCCAUUACCUGGUCAACUUCUUCGCAAAUACAUUGCUUAUGCGAGGAGUUAUGUCUUUCCCAGUUCCAUUUGGACCAAAUCUUGUUCAAAUAAUGCAAGACUUUUUCUCACUUUCAAAUCAAGAUUCGUGUCCAAUCAAGUUGACGACUGUAGUGAAAGACGAAGGAGCAUGGAGAACCACAUUAUUCUGCCUCUCGAAUUGAUCAAAGAAGUUCUGCCUUUGCUGGUGAAAUCCUUUUUGCAAUUCCUGUUGUUCCUUUGCCUCCUGUACGAUCUUGAUUUUCUCUACAUGCUGGUUUGUGAAGAUUAAAUUUUGCCUGUUUGGAGAGGUUCAAAGACGUAUGUUGUUCAAGUUUUGCGCACCCAGUUUUGACUUGUAGUUGCAACUUUGAUUAUCAGUUGGAUCAGUAUUAACUGGUUGGUUCCUUGCUGGAAACUUAGUUUAGAUGUACUUUUGGUUUUUGUGAUACUUCAGUUGUUCAAGGUGCCUUGUAACCGUUUGGGGAGUUUUGUACACUAAAUGUUUGGUGUUUUGAUUCAUAUUGAUUUUGGAAGCAUCUCGGUUGAUAUCAUUACCCCACACUUAUCUCUACUACAGUGCACGGACAAGUGAAUCAAGAAAUUGUACAUGCCACUGUUUUGGUUCCAUUGGUUGCAAUUAAGUUUCUAAUUCCCAAUGGAUCCAAAUGGUAGAGUCCUUGCUGAACCAUUUCUCAAUAUGGCGGAAAAGUUGUCUUUGAAGACUUAGGCUGCUAUGGUUUAUUGGUUUGUCCUGUUGUAAGCUUCUGCUAUGGAUUGUUAAGCAGGGGGAUUUUUUGUUUUCUAGUGCCUGUAGGGUAGUUAAGCAUUUAUCUUGUUUGCUUC